GAGAAAUUGCAACGCUAGACAAUAUGAUAUAAGCUACUAAAUUAAGAAGAGUUUGGCAAUUGGCAUCCAACUCUUUAGUCAUGACAUUGAAACUAGGAACAGCAGUCUUAGCCUAUUUUCUACUUCCCAUCGCAGCUGGUGCAGCAGCUUCUGAUGAUGCUGGGUUCAUCUUUCAAGGAUUUCAACAAUCAAAUCUAAGCCUGGAUGGAUUAGCCACGGUAACCAACAAUGGCCUCCUACGAAUAACCAACACCACCAUAUCACAAACUGGGCACGCCUUCUAUCCUAAUCCUAUCAACUUCAAGAGCACAUCUAAUAGUUCAGCUUUCUCCUUUUCCACCCAAUUUGUGUUUGCUAUAGUACCCGAUCUCUCAGGCUUAACUGGUACCGGAAUGGCUUUCGUGAUUGCACCAACAAGAAACCUCACAAAAGUGCCUGACUCGCAGUUUAUCGGCCUCUUCGAUAACAGCACCAAUGGAAAUCAAACAAAUCACGUCUUUGCUGUGGAGCUUGACACUUACCAAAACCAAGAUUUUGGAGAUAUCAAUGACAACCAUGUCGGUAUUGAUAUUAACUCUGUGAUCUCCAAGGUAUCCAUGCCAGCGAGUUACAAAGCUAAUAACAAGGAUUCAUUUGAAAACUUAACUCUUAUCAGCGGUCAACAGAUGCAACUUUGGGUGGAAUACGAUGGGAUGGAUAGGAGAAUCGAUGUUACAUUAGCUCCAAUAGCUGCUGCCAAACCACAUACUCCUCUUCUGUCUUUGAGAUAUGAUCUUUCGCCAAUUUUAAAGCAAACCAUGUAUGUUGGCUUUUCUGCAGCCUCUAGUCCACUCGAAAUAGGAACAUCUCAUUUUAUACUUGGAUGGAGCUUCAAGAUGAAUGGUGUUGCACAAGCUAUUGAUCUCUCCCAGCUCCCCAAGCUUCCUCGGUUUGGACAUAAGAAAGUGUCUAAAUUUUUCACAGUGGGAUUGCCCCUGAUUUGCAUUACUUUUUUAUUAAUACUAAUAUCUGGAGUGGCUUAUUAUCUAAGGAGAAAGUGGAAGUUUGCAGAAGUGCUAGAAGAAUGGGAGCUAGCUUACGGACCUCACAGGUUCAAGUACAAAGAUUUAUACAUUGCCACCAAGGGGUUCAGAGAACAAGAGCUGUUGGGAGAAGGCGGAUUUGGCAGGGUCUACAAAGGCGUCAUGCCAACAAACAGGGUUGAAGUUGCUGUCAAGAAGGUCUCUCAUCAUGCAAGGCAGGGAAUGAGAGGAUUUAUUGCAGAAAUCAUCAGUAUAGGACGCUUGCACCAUAGAAAUUUAGUACCGCUCUUGGGUUAUUGCCGGCGUAAAGGAGAGUUACUUUUGGUAUAUGAAUUCAUGUCCAAUGGUAGUCUAGACAGAUUUCUGUUCAACCAACCAAAGCGUACUCUCAACUGGAACCAAAGAUUUCGAGUCAUCAAAGGUGUGGCGUCAGCAUUACUCCAUCUACACGAAGAAUGGGAGCAAGUAGUGAUCCACCGAGAUGUCAAAGCCAGUAAUGUAUUGUUAGAUGGUGACCUGAAUGGAAGAUUGGGAGAUUUCGGCCUGGCAAGGCUAUACGAUCAUGGAACUCUGCCUCAAACCACCCAUGUAGCGGGAUCUUUUGGGUACCUUGCCCCUGAGUAUAGUAGGACAGGGAGGGCCACAACGAAGACUGAUGUAUAUGCUUUUGGGGCCUUUUUGCUAGAGGUUGCAUGUGGGAGAAGGCCAAUAGAUCCCCGAGCAGUACCAGAAGAGAGUAUCAUUUUGGUUGAUUGGGUAUUUUUGUGCUGGAAAGAAGGGGAUAUUCUCCAAGCAGUUGAUCAAAAGCUGGGUGCUGAGUAUGUGAAAGAGGAAGCAGAAUUGGUGUUGAAACUAGGCUUGUUGUGCUCUCAUUCAGAACCAAAUCUUAGGCCAAGUAUGAGGCAAGUUCUAUUGUACUUGGACGGAUCAGUUGCCCUGCCAGAUUUAUCAUCACUGGCCAUGAGGGGUUCUACCGUUGGUUUUGACGUUUCCACAGACAAAUGUUUUUCACAUUCUGUUGCAGACUAUCUUCUCUCUGAUGGUCGGUAAUUAAGAUGCUUUUCUUUCUGAUUUAUUAAUUUUUUGUAAAAAAAGAGCUUCUACUCCUGUACUUAUUUUGUUUGGUGCAUUUUCUGGCAUAUCUGUUAUAUUUUUCCUCUGUUUCUACCCA
Molecule: messenger RNA, 2193 nt
Organism: Coffea arabica (coffee)
Lineage: Eukaryota; Viridiplantae; Streptophyta; Magnoliopsida; Gentianales; Rubiaceae
Product: L-type lectin-domain containing receptor kinase IV.1-like
Biological process (GO): protein phosphorylation
Molecular function (GO): ATP binding; protein kinase activity; carbohydrate binding
Source: RefSeq, a predicted model, not a curated record